CCUUAUAAAGUCACUCACGUCUGACAGCAGAUUCUUUCUUGUCCAAGAUGAUCGACGCUUGGUUGCCGUCCACGUUGUUCGUCCUGUCAGCCGUCUUCGUACUUGUUGCUGUCCUGUAUGGCUUUCAUCCUCUCAAGCGAUGGCAAUUGAGAAGGAUCCCAGGGCCGACACCGCAAUGGUAUGCUGGAAACCUGCUGGAGAUCAUGCGUCAGUCAAGCUACCAUUACUACAUCCGCAAUGCACGGAAGUAUGGCAAGGUCUUCAAGGUGUGGUUCGGCGCUACGCCAGUCAUCGUGGUGACUGAUCCUGACCUGGGUCGUGCCGUGAAUCUGCGCAACCCCAACCGACACACAGCCAUGGGCCCAGUCGCGGUCAUGUCCCCCAAGGAUCGCAUCUUUGACAGCGAGGGCAUCCUACUCACUAAAGACCGUGCCUACCACCGGAGCCUGCGCAAUGCGUGGCAGCCGGCGUUCUUCAGCGAGAGCCUGAACGGCUACGCGAAUUUGAUGAACAGCGGUGCUGAUCGCCUGAUCAAGCGGCUGGGCAAGGCUGCAGCCAAGGGGCAGGAGGUCAACAUCUGGCGCAUGCUGGGAGACCUGACAAUGGAUGUUGUGGGCACUGCCAGCUUUGGGGUGGAGUUCAAGACGCAGGAGGAUGAUGACGAGGACCCUGCCUCCAGCAAGGACUCCAGGGAGCUCGUCAUGGCUGCCCAAACCAUCUUCCAGAUGGGCGGUGCUGGAGGCAGCCUAUAUGUACCUAUUGUGGUCCUGUGUCCUGCGCUGCUGCCCUUGGUCCGACUUGUUGCUGGAGCUUUCCCUGAUGCACGCAUCAAGACGCUUGUGAAGGCGCGGACAAAGCUGCAGCAGACAUGCUUGAAGUUGCUGCAGCAGGCCAGAGAGCGCAUUGCAGCUGAAGCCAGCGGCAAGGCUGCCAAGCCAGAGAGGGGUUUGGCACCAGGCAGCUUCAUGCAGCACAUGGCCAUUGCAAAGCACCACGCUGGUGUGAAGAAUGGCAGCCCCUUCACUGACACCGAGAUUGUUCAGCAGGAGGUGGAUGCGUUCGGGAGGGACAGAGUGGCACAGAACAGCGACUUGGAGGGGCUUCCAUACGUGCAGGCAGUUUUCAAGGAGGCGCUGCGGCUGUUUCCUCCGGGCCACCUCAGCAUCCGUGAAGCUGUCGAGGACCUCAACCUCAAUGGGUUCCUUGUCGAGAAGGGCUCUUGGGUCCACGUGUCGCUGUGUGGCAUUCACCGGGACCCUGAUGUGUGGGACAAGCCGGAUGAGUUUGUGCCGGAGCGGUGGGUGCCGGGCGCCCCAGAGGAGGCCACAGAGGCCCAGAAGAGGGCGUGGAUGCCCUUUGGCGACGGCAUCCGUGCAUGCGUGGGGAAGCGCUUUGCUUGGGAGGAGGCGCUCAUUGCGCUCUUGCGCAUCUACCAGAGGUUUGAGUUCAAGCUGUCUCCAGGACAGGUGCCGCUGGAGGUCCGCUCGCCCUUCACUCUCGGCCCUGCUAAGGGCAUCUUUGUGACGCCCAUUCUGCGCGGGGAGGAGUGAUUUGCUGUAGAUCAUGGAUAAAGAAGCGCGUGCUCUCUGUUGCUUGCAUGUGUGCUGUUCUUCUUGUGAGGCUUGGGAAGAGUCUCUAUUGAACAUUCAUCGCUUGAAAACAGAAGGCCCCUUUUUUAGUUGGAACUGCAUUGCCUUGUUGCAAUAAGUUGCUGCAGGAUUGCUGCACCCAUUGUGUUCUAGACCUCAUACUUACCGGUAUCCAACUGUGUAGCGCUCUUGACUUGUUUUCCUUCAUGCUUCUGCAUGCAAGUUGUGUGCUUGUUCGGGUGCCUGCCUGUCAAGAUGUAUAUGCUUUUGCAUAUUUGGCAUUAUCUUUUCUUUGAUACCACGUGAGCACUCAGUGAUCAUUUCUGCACAUGCUCACAUGGUUGCAUGUGUGAAUCAUGCCUGUCUCAGAUGAAUAGGCAAUAUCUCUAU
Molecule: messenger RNA, 1979 nt
Organism: Coccomyxa subellipsoidea C-169
Lineage: Eukaryota; Viridiplantae; Chlorophyta; Trebouxiophyceae; Coccomyxaceae
Product: cytochrome P450
Exons: 12
Coding region: 48-1550 (500 amino acids)
Molecular function (GO): iron ion binding; heme binding; monooxygenase activity
Source: RefSeq, a predicted model, not a curated record